AUGUUCGGGAUUCUGUUUAAAACUUCCAACAGAAAUUUAAUCAAUUUGUAUGGAAUAUCGCAAAAAUUAAUAUUUAAUUAUUCCAACUUAAACAAAUUUGCAUUUAGCCACAAUUUUUUAAAAUACUCAACCAUUAAUAAUGGAAUUGAUUUUAAAAGCCAUGUUUAUACCAACUUUAUCCCGAAGAAUGUAAAUAAUAAAGAAUAUAAAUAUUUAUUUUUACAAAAAAAAUAUUUUGCGGGUCGACAGCGUGGUUUAAAGAGGCGGAAGUCUAAGAAGGAGCCUAGGCGAAUCCAAGUUGCAUUGGGGCGUCGUUUGGAGCUUUUUUGGCCUAAAAAAAGAAGAAAAGUCCGGAUUCGGCUGGUACAAAAUUCAAGGGGUAAUUUGAUUUACGAUCCGGUUUUGAAAAAAUUUUUGGUUUUUUACUAUAAGCAGGGCACUCAGGUAUUCAGGGGCUUUAGGGCCAGGGGAGCAAAGUAUGAGCUUGGGAGAUCUAAGGCUCUAAGCUUUGCGAGACAAAUGGCUGAUUAUUACGUUAGGAGGUACACUAAUAUCAAGGAUAAAUUUAAACUUGGAGACUCUGCUGAUAAUUUCAAGGAGCCGGGUGCCACGAGUAAUAUGUAUUUAAACGACGAUCACAUCAUUAAUUACAACUUAAAGCUUCAGCCUGACUGUAAUUUAAGUGGCGUUCGGGGGAUUUUUUUUGACAAUAAAACCAGUUCUUGGGUUGUCAAAUUUAACGAAUUUGGUGUUCGCAAGUAUAAAUUUUUUUCAACAAAUGAAUUUGGGUUCCAGGAUUCGUACAAAAAUGCGGUUGAUUUUCUGAGGUUUCAGUUGUACAAAAAUCACCAAUUUUUGCAUCGUCGUCAUCGUACAAGGAAAAACCGUCCAAUUUUAAAAUGA
This is a messenger RNA of Theileria annulata, 903 nucleotides long. RefSeq lists its product as uncharacterized. Gene Ontology annotation, biological process: regulation of DNA-templated transcription. The record is from RefSeq and is a predicted model, not a curated record. Bases 1 to 903 code for a protein of 300 amino acids. The transcript has a single exon. Gene Ontology annotation, molecular function: DNA-binding transcription factor activity. NCBI's taxonomy places the organism in Eukaryota, Apicomplexa, Aconoidasida, Piroplasmida, Theileriidae.